Lagenorhynchus albirostris (white-beaked dolphin) is the source of this 2673-nucleotide messenger RNA. RefSeq names its product mitochondrial elongation factor 2 (gene MIEF2). Bases 1132 to 2556 code for a protein of 474 amino acids. Lineage: Eukaryota; Metazoa; Chordata; Mammalia; Artiodactyla; Delphinidae. The record is from RefSeq and is a predicted model, not a curated record. The transcript is spliced from 4 exons. Gene Ontology annotation, biological process: mitochondrion organization; positive regulation of mitochondrial fission. Gene Ontology annotation, cellular component: mitochondrial outer membrane.
CGUGGCCUCCGCCAGCCGCGCGGUCCCUGCCCGAAAAGGGGGCACCGGGGAAGAGCCGGGGCCGGGCAGAGGUCGAGUCGCGUCCUGGGUCCGUCCCGGGUCCAUCCCGGCGUUCCCAGGGCCGCGGUGACCCUCGCGGCCGGGGCUUGGAGGAGGGGCGGCCCGGCCUCGCCCUCUCCCCUUCCUGGUUGGGGUCUGCGCGACCCAGCUCAGGCAGGCAGGGUGUUUGAGCGCUUUACAGCUUGGAGGCGGGUGGCAGUACUGAUCCCCGACGAGGAAGCCACCGCGGGGCCACGCUGGGUCACCCCCCGGCCUUCUUGCCUAUUUUUAGCUUGGGAGCGGGGUGGGGCGGGGUGCGGGGCUGCCGGCCCCACCUGGCAACCGAGCCCGGGCACCCGCCGCGAGUAGGGCGACAGAAGUCCUUGGGGUUGAGUUGGUUCUGAGCUCAGGGUCAUCUGUUCGGGCGUCCUCAGCGAGACAGUCCUUUUUGGCCAUCUGAUUGGUCCCCUGGGCUUGUCCCCUGGUCACACCUCCUCAGUGCUUGGGACCUGAGGGCAGGUCCCCUGUAAGAAUCUGAAGCUGGGGCUUAGCGCACUGGCCUGGCAGAGGUACCUGCCUUCCCAGCCCCACACUGGGGCUCCUCACGUUGGACCUUUCCUCACCCCACCUGCUCCAUCUUACAGAUGAGCAAACCUCAUCUGGGGCAUUCCGGCCCUCAGCUUACCUUCUGUUGCCUGGGCUCCCAGCAGCCGAGGUCGGCUUCCCACCCACCAUUGUCCCAAGUACGAGAGGCAAGAGGCCCCUGUCCAGGGCACUGGGCGAGCCCUGUUUGUGGUCUUGAGUUACCCUGCUGCAGCGGGGCCUUCAACACUGUCUGGCAAUACCUGUUGACAGGAAGCUCCUGCCCGCAGGGCAGCCUGGGCCAUCUCACUUGUCCUGCUCUCUGACCUGGUAGCAUUGUCUCUGGGGGCUGCCUUGCUGAGAUUUGGGGGGCAACUGGCCCCCUGAGCUUCACUGAGGUCCCCCCAAGGCCUGAGUGGCUGUCCGGGGCAGGCUGCCUGGGACCUCAAGCCGUGGUCUUCUCUGGGCCUUGGUUUCCUCCUGCAGUGCCAGCCCUGGUUAGGAACCAAGAUGAGGCCGCUCCUAGGACCUGGCCAUAGGGGCACGCUGACCAUGGCGGAGUUCUCCCAGAAUCGGGGCAAGCGGCGUGACGGCGAGGUGCUGGGCGGUGCUGUGGACUUCCUUCUGGCCAACGCGCGCCUGGUUCUGGGGGUGGGCGGAGCUGCUGUGCUGGGCAUUGCCACCCUGGCUGUGAAGCGGCUCAUCGACAGGGCCACCGGCCCUCGGGAUGAGGAUGACGCCAAGCGGGACUCCACGUGCCUGGAGGACAGCUGGCAGGAGCUGAGCCUGCUCAAGGCCACACCGCGCCUCCAGCCCCAGCCGCGGCCCGCAGCCCUCAGCCAGCCCGUGCCACCCCCGGCCCCCUCACCCUCAGCCCCAGAGGGGCCCGCAGACGCAGAUCCCCCGACGUCGCUUCAGCUCUGCUCCCCAGCGCCGUCGGUGUGCCUGACGUUCCAGGAGAAGCUGCUGGCGUUCGAGCGGGACCACGUGACCAUGCCAGCGGCCCACGUGGCUCUGGCCAAGCAGCUGGCCGGUGACAUUGCCCUGGAGCUGCAGGCCUACCUGCGGAACAAGUUCCCAGAACUGCCCUUCGGGGCACUCGUGCCUGGCGGGCCGCUCUACGACGGGCUGCAGGCGGGGCUCGCCGACCCCGUGCGUCUCCUGGUGCCCCUGGUGCUGGAGCCUGGCCUGUGGAGCCUGGUGCCUGGUGUGGACACCGUAGCCCAGGACCCUCGCUGCUGGGCCGUGCGCAGGACUCAGCUGGAGUUCCACCCCCGCGGGAGCAGCCCCUGGGACCGCUUCCUGGUGGGCGGCUACCUCUCCCCCCGGGUCCUGCUGGAGCUGCUCCGCAAGGCCCUGACCGCCUCCGUCAACUGGCCAGCCAUCGGCAGCCUCCUUGGGUGCCUGAUCCGGCCGCGCGUGGCCUCGGAGGAACUGCUGCUCGAGGUGCAGCAUGAGUGUCUGGAGCUCCCCGUGGCUGUGCUCCUGUCCACUGCCGGCGCCCAGGCCGGAGACCUCCUGCUGGCCUGGCCCCUGGAGGGGCUGGCCAGCAACCUCUGGCUGCAGGACUGGUACCCGGCAGAGGCCGCCCAGCUGCGGGCCCUGGAUGAGCGCGACGCCGGGACCCGCCGGCGGCUGCUGCUGUUGCUCUGCGGCGUCUGUCAUGGCCACCCGGCGCUGGGGCGGCUGGGCCGCGGCCCCCUGACCCAGGUGGUUCUGCACCUGGGUGAGCAGGAAGCGGACUGGGCUGAGGAGGCCCUGGCGGAGCACUUCCUGCAGGCCCUGGAGUUGCUCGUCGGCAGCCUGGAGCGGGCCAGCCUGCCCUGCCACUUCAGCCGUGGUGUGAAUCUCCUGGACGGCCUGCGGGAAGAGGACAUCGACGACAUGGGCUGUGCGCUGUACUGGGGCCUGCAGGCCCCCGAGGGGCUGCUCUAGAGGCGCGGGCCCAGGCGGACGCCUCCCUCCAGGGCGUCGAGAGCACCCUGCCCUUGCUUUUACCCCAAACGGGUCAGCGCGAGCUUGGGCGGCCCGCACUCGCACUCACCCCUCGGC